AAUCUCCUUUUAGAAAUGAAAGUUGAAAUAAGAUUAGUUCGUCCAGUUUUUUCACUUUUGAUUACAAGAUGAAAAUAUCUUUAACUGGUUUACGGCAUGCCCAUGAUUUUUAUUUUACCUAAAAGUUUCUCACAGCAUUAGGAAAGUAGUACCCUAUUAUUCAUUAUGGUGGGCCUACCUAAUUCAGUAGGGAAUCAACCAUAGAGGGAGAUUGUGAAGUGGGAAAACAGCAAGAUAAAAACAAACCACACACUUUCCCUCUUUUCUCUCCUUUUAAGACUCAAAAUUGGGCUGUUUUGCUUUCCCUGUUAUUGCUGCAUCAGAGAUUCUCUCCUCCCCAUUCAAGUCAAAGAAGAAAGAAUAGAGGGAAUUUUUUUUUCAAGAAAAAAAGAAAAAGUUGGUAUGAAAUGGGAUGAGAGAGGAAGAACCACAUCUCAUGGCAUAUAUUCCCCCAACAUAACCCCACUCAUGUUUCCUGAUAUGGAGUGAGAUCAUAGAACAACACAACCAACUCCAAGUUAUAAAGAGAACUAUAGCUGGCACAUAUUGAUGCAUAGCUAAAAGGAUCAAAAGACAUCUAUUUUUCAGUCCUUUGCCAGUAAGUAAGUAGUAACUCCUCCAUAAAUAGCAAAUGGAUCUACAAAACAUGCAAAAUCAGAGCAUGCAUUUUGUGUUGUCCACUGAUGCCAAACCAAGGCUAAAGUGGACUCCUGAACUUCACCAACGGUUCAUUGAGGCCACAAAUCAGCUUGGAGGUGCAGAUACAACUCCAAAGAGUCUUAUGAGGGUGAUGGGGAUUCCAGGACUUACUUUGUACCACCUCAAGAGCCAUUUACAGAAAUAUAGACUUGGGAAAAGCCAACAACUAGAUACCAGCUCUGACAGCAAACAAGAAGAUUACAUAGAAACCAAGAGCAGUGAUGGCCAUUGCAGCAGGGAAAUCAGUCUUGGGGCCCAGAAUCAAAUUACUGAAAACAUGCAGAUAGCUCAGGCCCUCCAAAUGCAAAUGGAAGUACAAAGGAAACUUUAUGAACAAAUUGAGGUGCAGAAACAUUUGCAGCUCCGAAUUGAAGCUCAAGGAAAGUACUUGCAAUCAGUGCUAAAGAAGGCACAGGAAGCACUUGCUGGAUACAAUUCUGCCCCAGUGGGGAUAGAGCUCACAAAAGCUGAACUUUCCCAGCUUGUCACCAUCAUCAACAAUGCUUGUCCAAGCUCUCCCAUCUCAGAACUAACAGAGACAAGAGGGUUGAGUUUAAGCUGUGGGGACAGGAAAAGAGACAGAGGCACUAUGUGUUCACUGGAAAGUUCCUUAACAUCUUCUGAAAGCUCUGGGAGAAAGGAAGAGAAACAAUCAAUGGAAGAGAUAGAGGAGUUCAAAAGCUCCAAUAAUGCUUCAGUUGAAUUGCCGUUGAUGGGCUUUCACACUGAGAAUAAAGCAUCUAACACAGGCUCUAGCAAUGAGGCCAGUGGGAGAAAGAGAAGUGCAGCAACAAAAUCUAAUGAUGGUAGAUAUGUUGUUGAACAACCAUGUGGAAAAAGAAGUGGCAACAAGUUCAGAAAGCCAGAAAUGCUUGACUUGAACAGCCAAUGCCAGAUUGACAUGGACUCAACAACUUCAAAAACAUUAGACUUAAAUUGCAGCUUAAACUUUUGGGAACCAUGAAGAUAGUUUUUACAUACUCCCUAAUAUUAUAUUAUAUAUAUGUAUGUAUGUAUAAUAUAUGCGGCAAAAUCUGUGAUUAAACAAAUCUGUUAAUAUAGUAUGUAUAUCUUUUAUGAUUAUAAUGAAAAGAAAGAAGAAUUUGACUGUA
Messenger RNA from Vigna radiata var. radiata (mung bean), 1811 nucleotides. RefSeq names its product myb family transcription factor PHL8. The record is from RefSeq and is a predicted model, not a curated record. The coding region runs from base 632 to 1663 and encodes 343 amino acids. Gene Ontology annotation, molecular function: DNA binding; DNA-binding transcription factor activity. The transcript is spliced from 6 exons. Lineage: Eukaryota; Viridiplantae; Streptophyta; Magnoliopsida; Fabales; Fabaceae.